Messenger RNA from Galendromus occidentalis (western predatory mite), 891 nucleotides. Its product is annotated as RRP15-like protein. Gene Ontology annotation, cellular component: preribosome, large subunit precursor. The record is from RefSeq and is a predicted model, not a curated record. Bases 91 to 822 code for a protein of 243 amino acids. Gene Ontology annotation, biological process: maturation of 5.8S rRNA; maturation of LSU-rRNA. The transcript has 4 exons. NCBI's taxonomy places the organism in Eukaryota, Metazoa, Arthropoda, Arachnida, Mesostigmata, Phytoseiidae.
AGAAAGAAGGCCAUCAGGAGCACGUGCCGGGACAGGAUCGACGGAGCUCGCAGCCACGCAAAACGAACAGUCUAGUUCGUUUUGGAGACGAUGGCGGAAACCGCUGUCAAAGAUUCGGACCCAGACGCGUCUUUAGGGAGCGCGAGCGACGAGGAGCAGCAAGCGGGGCGCGAUGAUCUCGUGGGCGGAAACGAAGGAUGGGCUAACGUGUUCGCGAAAGUUCUCACGCAAAAUCCCAAACUCAAGAAGAAGAAGAAGACGGUGGUCCUCUCGAAAGCGCGGAAAGAUGCCGAAAUCGAACGUCGGAAAGAGUUGGCGGCGUCCGGCAAAGACAGACCGAAGAAACGGAUCGCGCGCGAACCCAUGAAAAUUGUUGACGGGGAAGGGAAGGUUGUUGACGAAGAAGAGGUGUCCGAGGGGGAUGAAGAUGACAACUCUGAAAGCGACGAAGCAGCCUCCGAGAAGAAAUCCGUUCUGGACAAAAUACGGCGGAAGAAAGAGCGUUUGACUUAUGGGUUGGUGGAAGCUCAACCUGGAGAUCCGUAUGAGAAGAAUCUACUGAGAACCGCCACAAAGGGAGUGGUGCAGCUAUUCAAUGCUGUCAACAAGCACCAAGAGCAACAGAGAGCAAAGCAGAAAGCAGAUUCUUCAGACGACGAAGACCAUCGCUAUAAGAAGGGGCGAUUCAUGGAUACAUUGUAUAAAAUCCAAGAGAAGAAAAAAGGCAAAGAUGAGUCUAAGUGGGAAGCGCUGAAAGACGACUUCAUGAUGAAUUCAAAAAUGCGGGACUGGGAUAAGCAAGCUGGAAGCGAUGAUGAUUGAUUCUCUUGUAAAUAUAAUGUUUGUGUUCCGUUAAGCAACUGGUGAAAUAAAGCGACCGAUCUCUUCCAA